UUUCAGAAGCAAGACAGAGAAUCAAGACACAAUUAAAAAAAGGGGAGGGUUUAUUCCUGGACAUCGCUAUUGGACCACCUAAUAGACUUUUUACAGAUAUAAACACACCUGAAGGAGCUUCACCUGCACAGCAAAACAUCGGAACACCUGAGCUGAUUGUCCCGAAUGCACCAACAGGAUGUCUUUGUUGGGGAGUUUCCUGUCCGAUGAGCAGUUCCAGUGCUCGAUCUGUCUGGAUGUGUUCACCAAUCCGUCCUCCACGCCGUGCGGCCACAGCUUCUGCAUGGCCUGCAUCAGCAGAUACUGGGACGGAUCCAAGGUGUGCCAGUGUCCUCUGUGUAAGAAAUCCUUCCAGAAGAGGCCGGAGCUGCAGAUCAACAGGACGCUGAGGGAGAUCACCGAGCAGUUCAAAUCCAUGAAGGGAGGAACGGUGGUGAGGGAGAAGAGAGGAGGGAGAGCACGAGGAGGAGGAGGAGGAGGAGGAGGAGGAGGAGGAGGAGGAGGAGGAGGAGAGGGAGGCAUACCGGAGGAUUUAUUUGACGAGCUGAGGAAGAAGCUGCCUCGACCUCUGCCGAAGUCACCGAUGGUGAUGAUGUCUGAGCUGCCCAGUCCAGGGGAGCCCAUCCUGACGUCGUUUUCACCUCUGUCCCCUCCGGCCACCGUCCCUCUGGCUUCCUCGGUGCCGAGCCAGAGUCCAGUCGCCGUCCUGACCCAAAUCCUGGCCCAGAGCCAGACGUCCGGGCCGCAGCUGCCGCCCCCGGCCGCCCCCCGCCCCACCGGCCGCCGACGGUUCACCGUGAGCGGGCUGGCAGAGAGCCAGAGCCUGCCUCUCUGUGACAUCCACCGCAGAGGGAUCAUGGUUUACUGCAGGACCGACCGAGUGUGCAUCUGCCCUGAGUGCCAGGCUCUUGACCACCAGGACCACGACACAGUGACCGUCGAAGAUGAAUGGCAGGAAAGCAAGGCCCUGCUGAGUGUGUCGGAGCAGGAGAUCCAGGAAAUGAUCAGACAGAGACUCAGGAAGAUCGAAGAGAUCAGAAUGUCGGUGACUGAGCUGCAGUUGGCCGUAGAGCGCGAGACGGCGGGCAGCCUGUGUGUGUUCUCGGCGCUGGUGUGUGCCAUCGAGCGCUCGCAGGCGGAGCUGAUGGAGGUGAUGGAGAUGAGCCGGCGGGCGGCCGAGCACCAGGCCGACGCCAUGAUCCGGCAGCUGGAGCUGGAGGUCGCCGAGCUGAGGAGGCGGGGGAACGCCCUCGCCGAGCUCGCCCAGUCAGACGACCACAUCCACUGUGUCAAGAGUUUUCCCAACCUCUCCACCCCUCCGCCAACCAGAGACUGGUCCGGGGUGUCGGUGAACUCCGACCUGGGGACGGGGACCAUCUACAGGUCGCUGGCUGCCCUGGUGGAGAGAUUUCAGGAGGAACUGAAGAAUAUCGCUGAAAUAGGUUUUCCCCCCUCAGUACUGGAACCCAGUCCGUUCCGAGCACAGCCCAAAAUGAAGCGGGUGCAGGAGUAUGCAGUGGAGGUAACGCUGGACUCCAGUACUGCCCACCCCAGGCUGAUCCUGUCAGAGGAUCUGAAGAAGGUGAAGUGUGGAGACCGACACCAGCUGCUGCCGGACAACCCCGAGAGGUUUGACCGGGUCGUCUGCGUUCUGGCCAGGGAGCCCAUUUCCUCUGGGAGACACUACUGGGAGGUGGAGGUGGGCGGGAAGACUGACUGGGAUCUGGGCGUGGCCAGCCAAUCGGUGAACAGGAAGGGGAAGAUUGACGUUACCCCUAGCAACGGCUACUGGUUCCUAAGCCUGAGAGACAAGAACAAGUACGCCUUUCGCACUGAACCCUCCACAGACGUCCACCUGAACCUCCGACCGCAGAAGAUCGGGGUGUUUGUGGACUACGAGAAAGGACAGGUGUCUUUCUACAACGUCGACGCCAAGAUCCACAUCUACACCUUCAGCGACACUUUCACCGAGAACAUCUUCCCGUUCUUCAGCCCCUGCACUAAUAAAUCCGGAAAGAACGACGGCCCACUGAUCAUCACACCUGUCAACAUGAUCGAGUGAUGCGGCAAAACCAUAAGAAUUAACUUUGCUGUCUCUUUUCUCAUUUUUACCGUCAUUUAUGUCCUUGGUAUUGCGCAGUCAUUUUGUUUAAAGUGCUUCAUAGAUAUAUUUGACAGCCGUUCUGUACAUAGGGACAUGGUUGGGUUCUCACUUUACUCUGCUGAUGUUUGACUGUAAAUAUAUUUUCCUAGAUAAGAAAUUGUACAUAUGGUAUAUUCAGCACUGUAAAAGAUUUGCACAAGUUAUUUGAAAACAGGUAAAAUCAUUUUAUACAACUCUAAAAAUGGUGUUUGAGGACACGAGGACAUGCAUGCCUUGAGGAAAUUUGUACCCAAAUGUUAUUUGUGCAAAAAAAUGUGCAUAUUAUCCAAUAAAGGACCGAGUACAAGUUUUAA
Molecule: messenger RNA, 2457 nt
Organism: Myripristis murdjan (pinecone soldierfish)
Lineage: Eukaryota; Metazoa; Chordata; Actinopteri; Holocentriformes; Holocentridae
Product: E3 ubiquitin-protein ligase TRIM39
Exons: 15
Coding region: 179-2062 (627 amino acids)
Molecular function (GO): zinc ion binding; protein binding
Source: RefSeq, a predicted model, not a curated record